This is a messenger RNA of Prunus avium (sweet cherry), 1420 nucleotides long. It is a transcript of the gene MSFC1, whose product is annotated as Mitochondrial substrate carrier family protein. Gene Ontology annotation, biological process: transmembrane transport; succinate transport; fumarate transport. Lineage: Eukaryota; Viridiplantae; Streptophyta; Magnoliopsida; Rosales; Rosaceae. The record is from RefSeq and is a predicted model, not a curated record. Gene Ontology annotation, molecular function: succinate:fumarate antiporter activity. Gene Ontology annotation, cellular component: mitochondrion.
UUUGUUGUUUGUUUACGCAUCAAACACAUGGUUAUGUGACAGCAAAACAAAGUGCACCGUACUUAAUCACUAAUUAAUUACCCCUAAUGGCUGCUUAAUUCUUUAUUAACGAACAAAGAAGAAGAAGGCGGCUAAUUUCUUCAAGGAGAAGAAGAGAACAGAAGAGAGAGACUAAUUUCUCUUCUUCCUCUUCUUCUUCUCAACAAAACCCUGUUUUCAUUUCCCACAGAGAGAUUCAGUGUCACAAAACCAUGAAUGAAAACCAAAAUGAAAGCCCCAAUCCGACGGCCAGUCCAACCAAGAGGCCCAUCCCGCCGUACGUCAAGGCCUUGUCCGGUUCGCUCGGCGGGAUCGUGGAGGCGACGUGUCUGCAGCCCAUCGACGUCAUCAAGACCCGGCUCCAGCUGGACCGGACCGGCGCCUACAAGGGAAUUAUCCACUGCGGCGCCACGGUUUCGGGCACCGAAGGUGUUCGCGCUCUCUGGAAGGGCUUGACCCCCUUUGCCACUCAUCUGACCUUGAAGUAUGCGCUUCGGAUGGGCUCCAAUGCGAUGCUUCAGGGCGCGUUCAAGGACGCUGAGACUGGGAAGGUCAGCAAUCACGGGCGGCUCAUUUCUGGAUUUGGAGCUGGAGUUCUUGAAGCUCUUGUUAUCGUUACUCCUUUUGAGGUGGUGAAAAUUAGACUGCAGCAACAGAAAGGAUUGAGUCAUGAUCUUCUAAAGUAUAAAGGUCCUAUUCACUGUGCUCGUACAAUCAUCCGAGAGGAAGGUAUCCUUGGCCUCUGGUCAGGGGCUGCUCCAACUGUCAUGCGAAAUGGGACAAACCAGGCUGCCAUGUUUACAGCCAAAAAUGCUUUUGACGUUCUCUUGUGGAAGAAACAUGAAGGGGAUGGGAGGGUCCUGCUGCCAUGGCAGUCUAUGAUAUCGGGUUUCCUUGCAGGCACAGCAGGUCCCAUUUGCACGGGUCCCUUUGAUGUAGUGAAAACAAGACUGAUGGCUCAGAGCCGAGGUGAGGAUGGCCAGAUGAAAUACAAAGGCAUGAUCCAUGCUAUCAGGACAAUAUAUGCAGAGGAAGGGCUUCUUGCCUUGUGGAAAGGACUGCUGCCUCGGCUCAUGAGGAUACCACCUGGGCAGGCCAUUAUGUGGACGGUGGCUGACCAAGUAAUAGGAUUGUAUGAGAGACGAUAUCUUCCGAGUGCACCUUUGUAGGUAUCAUCAUUUCAUUGGUUUGCUUGUUCUGGUUUUCUAGUCCAUUGAAAGCAUACGAUCCUCAAAUCAUCUUCAUUCUUAAGAGUUAGCAUUUCUUCUUUGAGUUUCUUUUGAUUCUCUGAAUGAACUUUUUUGGACGGUAUCAAUAUUUUUGAAGUUUAGGUGGGAGAAUAGGCAACUUCUCAUCUUACAGAAAUGAAUUCAAUAUUGUU